This is a messenger RNA of Triticum aestivum (bread wheat), 1028 nucleotides long. RefSeq lists its product as uncharacterized. Bases 1 to 654 code for a protein of 217 amino acids. The transcript is spliced from 6 exons. Lineage: Eukaryota; Viridiplantae; Streptophyta; Magnoliopsida; Poales; Poaceae. The record is from RefSeq and is a predicted model, not a curated record.
AUGGAAGGCGCUGCCGGCCAUGAUCCGUGCCCGAUUGACAGGUCCAGGCCGGCCGGUGCGCAGGCGCGACGUGCUCUGGGGAGGGGACGAACACUGAGCGGCAUGAUGAUACUGGAAGUCAAUGGCUACUCCAUUUCCAUCCAAUUUAGCUACUUUUCACGCCCACCGGCCCCGCCCAGCCCGCUUCUAGAAUCGCUAGCAUCGGCCGCUCCCCUUCUUAUCUCUUCGUUGUCUGGAAUCCUGUCAGUCACUUUCCCCUCGAGCUCUCCCGUUCCUAUCUUCUUCUCUUCUCGUGUAGGGUUACUAAUCCUGCUAGGGAUCAGUAACUGCGGAUUUUCUUGGAUCAAGGAUUUACUUUGGCGAAUCUGCUCCUUUUUUGUAUGGUUUGCCCUGUUUGUUGCUGUCCUGGUGCUCCAUGCUUUUCGUUUGUGCCAGCUGAUGAAGUCCUUGAAGUUUUUGAUGUUGUCCUUGAUGAUUUUUUGCUUUACGAGGAUGGUGGUUUCAGAAGAUGCAGCAUCUAAAAUAAAAUUCAGACAAAAUAUACUGGAGAUGGGGCAGCAAAUAAUGAUAUACCUUUGCCUGAUCAGAAGCAAUUUGAUCUCCAGAGGAACUAAACUUUGGGAAAUCGAAGGAGAAGUAUAUUGCCAGCAAUAAUCCUGUGGAGAAGUUACCCAGAAAUAUCAGAAGACAGGAGGAGAUCUGAGCUUUGUUUCUGCUUCCAUGGUGGCGGCUGUGUGGAUGUCGAGGAACAAAGCAGAGGGGGCAAGGAGGAAGACCUAGUGAGCUGUACGUUUAUUGGAUCUUUAGUUUAGCGGGUUUUCAGGCCCUUUUUCUUUCUGGGCUAGACAGAUAGCAGAAGAAAGAAACAGAAACUACUGAGCCUUUUUGCAUUAUUGGGUUGUCGACUGAUCCCAGUUUUGGGUCAGUCAGUUUUCUAUUGGAUUGGUUUGUUUGUACUUUUGCAACAAUCGACUGACCCCUAUCUUGUGUCGGUCGAUUGACCUCUAGCCAAUCCCUUUCCAUCCUUC